AUGCUUUCGCCAAAAAGCACACAUGCGAGGUACGGCUGUGAAGACGUAGACGAAAAGGACCUACGGAAGUCAACCGUAGUGUCUAACACAAGCUCGUAUGCGACGCGUGCCUUUUCGCGUGCCCGUGUCCUAAAUUUCUAUGAGCAAGCAUACCCUACCAAGCGUGGCUCGGCAAUCGAAAAGGUGUUGGUACUGGACGUCAUCCAGGGCCCCCUGCCUUCAAGGACAUCUUCAUGCACACUGAAUCAGAGCAUGUACUUCCAAGAAUCAUUGCAUCAUGCGCCACCUGUUCGAUGUUAUGCGCGACUUCGUGACGAAUGGCAAAGUCUCGCUGUCCGGCCAGAUGAUAUGGUCCACCUAAUUGGUGAGUGGGAUGCAGAAGGAGACGUGCCGAUCAUGACGCUGGCUACCUUUGUGGCAGACACGUCUAGAGAAAGCCAACGACUCCUUAUUCUUCACCCUGACGUUAUCAUAUCUGCAUCGAGACUCGCGAGUGUAGCAUCAUGUAUGCGAAAGUCGAUGCUGCAAGAGCGCAUUCGCUCGCCAACGGAAUCGACCUACGUGGCAGUCAUGGGCACGGCGGUGCAUGGCUUACUUCAGGCGUGUCUGGUUGCUUCAGUAGAUCCAGUCUCUGAAAGCAAGAUGCCUACAGCAGGUGUGCAAGCGCCUAAAGCAUGGGAUCGGCUUGGAAACUUUUCGCAAGCAUUCUUGGCGGCUGAAGUGGAACGGCAGCUCGAGCUGGUGCAGGAAGCUCUGGUGCUCGUUCAUGUCGCGACGGAGACUGCCCGCACCGACUUGUAUGCAGCUAUACCUUCAUUGGUUCGAUUUGCUGAGACCUAUCUUGCAUUCCGUGAUGGACGAGCGUCUAGCAUGGCUGUGGUGCAGGAUCCUCGUACGGACACGCACGUUUCGAUGCGUUUUACCCGGGUUGUCGGUAUUGAGUCAGAUAUAACGUGCCCCAUGUAUGGACUCAAAGGGCGUAUGGACGUUUGUAUGGAAGCAGAGAUACUGUCCGAAGCUGGACUACAGCGUGCUCUUCUCCCUAUCGAGAUCAAGACGGGUCGUGUGACAUCAAGCAUGGAGCACAUGGCUCAAACGAGCCUGUACACCAUGCUUCUGGCUGAUGCCUAUGGUAUGCAUGUUGACUGCGGCUUAUUGCUGUAUAUCCAAAACUGCGAGAUGCGUCGAGUACACCGAGUGGUCCGAGAAGUGCGGAGUCUCAUUAUGGCGCGCAACGACAUGGCCUCCUACAAGGUGCAGAAAGCACUUUUGCCCUCUCCCACCUCUCUCUCUGUCGACGUGGUGCAUGAAUCGACGACUCAGACCGAACCACCAUCAUCGCCAGACAGCUUUGAAUUCGAGCUGACUGAGGCAGACUUGGAGGACGUGGUGUGCGAUAUCCGGCCGCCCAUUUUGCCGCCGACCAUCGACAGUCGCUUCAAGUGCCAGCGAUGCUACUCGCGUGAUGCGUGCAUGCUGUACCGUCGUGCCUUGGAGCGCGUCACUGAUAUCGACUCGCCUAUCGCCGACUUAUAUACCGAGAGCACGUCGCAUUUAACGCCUCAGGACCUGUCCUUUUUUGCGGAUUGGGAUGCGCUUUUAUCGCAUGAAGAGCGAAGUUUGCAGCGCCAUCAAGCGGAACUAUGGACUAUGUCGGCAGAAGCGCGGCAAGCAGCAGGACGCUGUCUUUCGCACGUAUCAAUGCGGCAGUGCACGGACUCAGCGUGCACAUUUGAUGUGCUGAGUGAGCAUGUGCCCUUCGUCGCUGAAGAUCUGGUCAUACUGGCUGUCCAGACACCGGUCACGGCGUUUCUGUCGCGAGCACGGGUGUUGCCUGGCAUGCACCUUUGCGUGCGCUUUGAAUCGUCCAUGGACAUGGCCCUCACUCAAUACAAGGCACAGUAUGGCAAUCCCCAGACAUUUCGCAUCGAUUUGGAUGAUAUCAUGUCGAUGAUGGGCGUGCCACGCUACAAUCUCGCCUGUCUGUUUUACAAAGAUGUGCCACCGCAAGUUGAGGCUCUGCGUCGGCGAGUUGUGCAUCUGGAUGCGCCUCAAUGGACAGGUAUGGACGACCGCAUGCGCACAUGUAUGAAGCGGCACACGAUGCACUGUAAUGAGGACCAGUGUCGGGCUAUUGAACGAGCAUUGUGUGCACGAGACUAUGCGUUGAUUUUGGGCAUGCCAGGCACAGGCAAGUCGUCGACUAUUGCUAUGCUAGUGCGCAUACUGGUCGAGCUUGGCCAACGAGUGCUGCUGUGCAGCCAUACCCAUUCGGCCGUCGACACGAUCGUGAGCAAGCUGCUUGAUGCACCUGUUCUUCGGCUGGGUCCUCUUUCGCGUGUACAUCCGCGAGUGCACGCAUGUACGCUGACCGCGCGGCUUGGGACAUGUGCGACGUCUGAGGAAGUAGUACAAGUCGUGGCAGAAGCCCAAGUUGUUGCUGCAACGUGCCUAGGGACCAGCGAUGCAGUUCUAGCACGCCGUGCUUUUGACGUGUGCAUCAUCGACGAGGCCAGUCAGAUCACUGUUCCAACGUGCCUGGGACCGCUUCGACUGGCAGACCGUUUCGUGAUGAUUGGUGAUCAUCAUCAGCUUACGCCGCUUGUCAGAGACACUGACGCCGCGCAGCAUGGAAUGAGCGUGAGUUUGUUCCAGCGCCUAUGCAAAGCACACCCGUCGUCCGUGGCGAUGCUAUGCACGCAGUACCGCAUGAACGCCGACAUCAUGGCCUUAAGUAAUGCACUUGUGUACGAUGGGCGCUUAGUGUGUGGGAAUGAGAGCGUCGCGUGUGCCAAAUUCACCAUGAAGCGAGACGCGUGUCCGUCGUGGCUGUGGGAUGUAUUAGAUCCAGCGCGGCCUGCCGUGUUCGUCGAUACGGACGCAGUCAAGGCCGUCGAGUCGCGUGCCGAUACCCUGGUGGAAAACCGAGUAGAGGCUGAGUGGAUUGUGCGCAUGUCCGACGUGCUCAUUCAAGCCAACGUGGCCGCCGCUGAUAUUGGCAUUUUGACGCCAUAUCGACAGCAGGCUAAGCUCCUGCGUGAUCGUUGCGCGUGUGAGGUGCUGACAGUGGACCAAGCCCAAGGCCGUGAUUGGCCUGUGGUCCUUGUGUCCCUCGUGCGUUCCAACAAGACGCACACGGUGGGCGAGCUGCUUCGUGAUCAACGACGUGUCAAUGUGAUGAUCACCCGGGCCAAGACCAAACUUGUGCUGGUCGGCAGCUACUCGACAAUGAUCCAUGGGCCUUGCACAGAACCCAUGCCCGCAUUGCUCCCGCUUCUGCGCAUGAUUCAGCCCAAGGAGCCAGCAGAUAUACCCGUGCACGUAUCGCCUGGACGACAGCGGUACGUGAAAAAAGCUCGGCGCCCUACGCCGGUAGUGACGGAUCUCUUGAACGAGCAAGACUGCAUCGCCGAAUAG
Molecule: messenger RNA, 3417 nt
Organism: Malassezia restricta
Lineage: Eukaryota; Fungi; Basidiomycota; Malasseziomycetes; Malasseziales; Malasseziaceae
Product: DNA replication ATP-dependent helicase DNA2
Exons: 1
Coding region: 1-3417 (1138 amino acids)
Molecular function (GO): single-stranded DNA helicase activity; 5'-3' DNA helicase activity
Source: RefSeq, a predicted model, not a curated record